AUGCCAAGAAAAGACAAGGAUAGGAGCAAUAAGUCCAAACCAACAGCUCCACUUCCAGGAUAUACUUUGUAUAUCAAUGACCCCCAGGUCCAGAGUGGGGUCAUUCGAAUCCAGGCCUCCUACAGGGGCCACAGGUUAAGUGAUGUGGUGCUGAUCCCAGGCAGUGCAGCCAAGCUGACUUGCCACAUUUUGGCUUUCCCUGACUGGUUCAUCCACUGGAGCAAGGAUCACAAGGAGCUGCAUUGUGGACCCAAGGACCACUAUGUGUUUGAGGACCCUGUUGUGUUGGCUUUGGUGGUGCAUGAUGGCAAGCUGGCCGACCUCAGCCAGUAGCAUCCCUUUGGCCAGUGCUCUGACUCUGUGCAUAUCCUCGUGGAAGUUCCAGCUAAGGUUCAAAAAGGACCUGACAACCCUAAGGCGUGCAAAGGCACCAUGAUAGCACUGCCAGCAGAGAUCCUGGGUGGGCCCGACUGGACCAAGGACAGAGAGGACGUAGAGGACGGCAGGGUCUUCUUUGAGAUUGGCAGGACUACCACCAUGCUGACCAUUCACCGGGCCAGCCCGGACAGCAGUAAGUACCAGGUGUACAUGGAGAACAGCCUGGCCAGGGACCAGAGCGUUACUCGGGUGAAUGUGGCCUGA
This is a messenger RNA of Nannospalax galili (Upper Galilee mountains blind mole rat), 642 nucleotides long. It is a transcript of the gene Spegnb, whose product is annotated as SPEG neighbor. The record is from RefSeq and is a predicted model, not a curated record. Lineage: Eukaryota; Metazoa; Chordata; Mammalia; Rodentia; Spalacidae.